AUGCACAGUGUCCUCUAACACUUUUCAUCUUCCAUAUCACCUCCAGGGCGUAACAUUACCAAUGAUUCGAACUAGCUUCACAGUUGGAAACCAAUACCUGCAGUAGCUCUCAGAGAAAUCCUGAGAAUAUACAAAUAUAACUUAAAUAUUAAUAAGUUAAAUUCCUCAUUUAACUAACCCCUAUGAGUUUAACGCACCGGCUUCAGAAAUCUGGGACGCCUUCCUCCUCAGGAGCGUCUCCUGUGAACGUGUACCCUUCCUGUGACAGACGUCUCUUCAAAGGGAAGCAACUGAAUGAUUCAUUUCCAUGAAAUGUGCUGCAACUGGAACAAACUCUUUCUGUAUCUUUCAUGUUCCUCUAUUCUUUAUUUGAGGUCUCUGGUUGUUUUUCAUGUUGACAGCAUGACAUCGCUCCUCUGAUUGGUAUCAUUUACCUGUAUGUGGAGCGCUGAAGGAGUUUGUCUUUCUCGUCUGUUUUACACCUGUAACUCCAGUGAUUGUGUGUUAGGUUCUGUGCUGGGCGACUUGCACUCCGUACUGUACCCGAAUGCUGCCUGUGCACUGACCACGCUGCUGCUGGCGUGCUGCUUUCACUGCCUGUGUCGAUACAGCAUCACUCACCAGUGGCGUAUCGAGGUCUGGUCCGUCUCUGCAGGGCUCCCUCUGAAGCUGAAUUCACAUGAUUGCAGGAAAACAGAGUGGUGUGCAUGAUGUUGCUAUCGCAACAGUGCUGCACUGUUGAACUGCGACCUGACCUGUGCUGACCUUUGACAGAAGGCUACUCUCUGUGCUGCCAUUAGACGGUGAGCGUUUCUGAAAAAAACGUAAUGGCAAGUCAUUUUGAGACCAGAGUGAACAUGUCUGUGGGCUGAAACAUGGCCUUCAGGUACAAAAAUACUGCUGCUGAGUGUUUGUAGUGUUACAACUGUCAACAGCUGUUGCCUCCAGGUGUUGGGAAAAGUCAUUCGUCUGGCGGCUUAAUCAGAACAGGUGAGGACAGGGUAUCAGAUCUGCAGGUAGCAGCAGAAAUGACUGUUGUCUUCUCUCAGCUUAGCAGCUGUUGUCUCCUCAGGUCCCAUACAGCACAGGGGCUUCAUUUUACUGCUGCAAUGUAAACAUGACUCAAGGCAGCAUCAGGUUCAACCGGUCAGAGGGUCAUCAGGACACACAUUUAAUAGCACUCAGGUCUGCUUUUGGUUUUACUUGGAUUGUUAGAUACUUCAAAUACUUUGUCUCUUCAACAAAAGAGGCCUAGUUAAGUCUUGAGCACAGAGAGGAAAAACCAGGGAAUCUACACUGUUAACGUGUUUCAGUCAGAUGGGACCUGAGAGGCAUGGAGGACUGUGGCGAGUUCACACAGGCACAGUGGUGAUGCAUGUCCUUUGAACAUGGUGUCUGAAUCCUAAUGUGAACGCAGCAUUUCCAAGUCCCGCAGAUGGACUUUCUCUGUAUCGUUCACAGACUUUGGCUGAUACUUGCUGGUUUGAGCUGUGUGGAAGCACAGACACUGCUUCUCGGUUCUUGCUGAACGCCUUAAAGCCUGAGACUCUGUGGCUGCGCUGUGCAUUAAUCUUCCCUGUGUAUUGUGUCCUCCAACUCACCUUUGAACAUGUCUACAACUUGUCUGUGAAAUGUGGUUUGGUUUGAAGUCACAGACUGGUCUGUAGCCAAGGUAAUGUGUUUGUAAUGUUUUUAAAGAAGGACCUGAUGUUCAUGUUGUUACCUUCAGUAAACAGACCAGAACCACCACACUGCACCGGUGAUGUCUCACACCGCAGCUAUGGUCACUGGUGUCACAGAUACCAGUGAGUGUGACUGGGCCCAGUGUUAGAGCUCUGGUGAAGCCAUGACGACGUGCAGAGCCAAACCAACCACGUGCUCUCUCACUACGCAGACUUCCCAUCAUACACAUUAUAUAAAGUGUGUUGUAUUCUCUUCUGUGUACCAAAUCUAAUUCAGGCUGGCCUUGCCAUUGGCCAGUCAGCAUAAUGCUCUGCCACUGUAUAUUUUAACACAGAUUGAGGGUAAGAAUGUGACAUUUUUCCUUAUUAGGAUUGAUAUUUCUGAGUCCUGGGGAACCUGAGUGGAGGUAUGAGAUGCCUGAGCGUUUCCAGGGGAACCUGUUUGUGCCCUUCAACUCUGCACAGUCACAUUAAAGCCAGCUGUAACACUAUAUGAAUGAAUAGUCUUUAUUGUCGUAUAACGUCAUUACUGAGUGGACUCUAACCCCGUGGGUGCAGCUGAAUGGCUGGAACCAGGUGAUCCAGCUGAAGGAGGCGCAGCAGGAUCAACCUGUUUUUCCCUCAUGCUCCGGUAGGCAGAUGCCUUGCGGACCUUGUCGGUGUUGCUGACAGAUGCUCCCUGCUCAUUUAUUCACACACUUUACUCAGAGCAGUGUGGUCUGAUCGUCCCAGGAGAAGCUCAGACAAACUGUUUUAUCAGAGGGAGUUUAAAGGCAAGCAGUAACAGAUUGGUAUGUAUAUAUUUCCUAUACUCUAUUUUUACACUUAUUCCUUGUGUUUUUAAUGUUUUCCCCUGGUAUUUUAGUCUUUAUACAUUACUUUGGGUGCUGUGAUUUUGGUAAUCAUUGCUAAAAACUUAGUCCAGUUGAUUUCCUAAGUUUUUUUUGUUUCUUUUAAGAGGAAGAACAACAAUGGCAAGAUGGAAUUCCAAGCACCAGGUUUUGCUGUGCACACUCGUAUUGGUGCCAGUGAUUGUUCUGGUCUCAGUCGCCCUGCAGAGAUACAGCAGUACGUUAAUGGCAGGUGAGUGGAAUCGUGCUUUAUUUGAAGGUCUUGGCAGGAACAAACAGGCCUCCAAGGUGUCGUCUCAACAGUCAGCUACAUCGUGCGAGUUGCUGACCUGUGUAGAAAAUCAGUUCAGCUUCUUCAUGCACACUGGAGCUGCCAAUGUUGUGCCUGCAAAGAUCUGCGUCCAAAACAAGCUAGUUCUUGGAACAGUAUUGAACAACGCUGGAUAUGGAAUAAACAUUGUUGUACUAGAUGGUACAAAAGGAGAGGUCAUAAAGACCGGGCACUUUGACAUGUAUGGUGGUGAUGUGAAAACUCUGAUUGACUUCCUGAAAAGCAUUGAGAAGAGCUCUAUUGUGCUGAUGGCGACCUACGAUGACUCUUCAACAAAGUUAAAUGAUGAGGCGAGGAAAGCGAUUGCAGAACUGGGAAGUUCUCACAUCCAGUCACUGGGCUUCAGAGACAACUGGCUGUUUGUUGGUGGGAAAGGAGUAGCAGGGAAGAGCAACUUUGAGAAGUACCUUAAGAACGACCAAUCAACCAAUAAAUACGACGGCUGGCCCGAGAUCAUUGAGCUGCAGGGAUGCAUCCCCAGUUUCUUGGAGUAACCUGGCUUGACAAUGUUCCAGAGACCUACAGCCUGGUAUUUACAUCUGCUUUGGCCAGCUGGGCUGGAUGAGCUGGUUUUUCUCUUGACAACAUAAUGACAAGUACAUUCAGGUAACUCCGCCGGCUCUCCAGCUAUGUCUUAGACAGAAUGUGAAACAGACUGACGGACAUUUCCCUCACAUUUUUAUGAAGUACGGUAUUCAGAAUGCUCUGGAUCAUCUGCCCUCAUUGCAGAAUAAUUCAGUGACUAUAAGGACUUGUGUGGCACUCUUCUUUUGAUACUGAUGAUUGGAUAUUUGUGUCUAAUAGCUACUUUCUCUGGGUUUUGAUGUUUCUGGUGACAACUGGUUCAAAUGAUCUCUCUGCUUCAAACAGUUGUUGGUGACAGUUUAAAGACAUGUUUCCAGAUGGUCGGUUAAGGCGUUUCUCAGGGAUCUGUGUACUAUCUAUGGAUGACCACAGUUUACUGGACCUCUGUACCUCUGCCGUCUUGGGGUUCUGCGUAACGACUCUGUGUUACCAGUGUUUGGAGUUUCUUUUGCAACAACUUA
Monopterus albus (swamp eel) is the source of this 3910-nucleotide messenger RNA. RefSeq names its product protein FAM3C. The record is from RefSeq and is a predicted model, not a curated record. The coding region runs from base 2654 to 3358 and encodes 234 amino acids. The transcript has 9 exons. NCBI's taxonomy places the organism in Eukaryota, Metazoa, Chordata, Actinopteri, Synbranchiformes, Synbranchidae.